UACAUAUUUGUACAAAUCAAUCAGAACCGAAUCGUAUGACUCUACAGGAUUUGGAAAUAUUAGUGAGCCAACUAGCGGUGUGUGACGACGCAACCGGCAAAAUGAUGUCCAGAACCUUUAGAUACGUCAAACUGAUCUACAUAGUGGCGGGUAUUUUGAUGAGCAACGAAAAAGUUUGCGAAUCCGUCGACAAAAUGCAAAUCACACCGCGUGUCGAAGUCAAGCAGAUACUUCAGCCAAAGAAAGUCUACAAGGGAGUUGAGAAAGCAUCGAGGAAUUGGUUUCGCAGCUCCUAUUGCUUCAUAGUGAGUCGAAUUAAGCAGCGUGCAGCGCCAUUGUUGAGCAUCUUCAACAUUUGGACCAUACCCAAUUAUUUGGUGGACUGCACAACGAAUUUCAUUAGCAAACAAUUCAUCGGCAGCGAUUGUGAUAUGAUUUAUAAUAGAUAAAUUUUAUCAAAAUCAAUUGAAUAAUAUUUAAUUAAUGUAUGUAAAAGGGAGAUUAGGCGCUUAACGCCUAGGUAUUAUACCUUCUUAAUUGCAUAGAGGGUAUACUUAUAUUUGAACAUAGUAAUUUAAUUUAUAAAUAUAAUUUUAAGUUAGAAUCGGUAAGAUGCAAUUUGCUACUUUCUCUCAUAGUUUUAAGAUUUUUCAAUUCAACAUUGACACCAAUUCAAUUUGAGACAUUUAUUAAUACAUAUAAAUAUGUAUGCGUAAGUCGAGUACUUAGUUGCAAGUACAUACAUAUGUAUUUAGUUUAUUUUUAUUAUU
This is a messenger RNA of Rhagoletis zephyria (snowberry fruit fly), 770 nucleotides long. RefSeq lists its product as uncharacterized. The record is from RefSeq and is a predicted model, not a curated record. NCBI's taxonomy places the organism in Eukaryota, Metazoa, Arthropoda, Insecta, Diptera, Tephritidae.